AAGUGAAUAGGUGUCACAAAAACCGCAAUCUCUCCUUAAAAAACCUACCUCCUUCUUUUUCUGUACUUUUGACCAACCUUAACCUUAACCUUCACAUUAACAUCUCUCUUACCUCUUCCACUUUCUCUCUCUAAAACUUUCUCUCUCCUCCACAUUUUCCCAAUUUUCUGCUUCUUCUGUUCUCUCAUCACUCUCUUCUUCACCUUCUCCCUCCCCCUUCUUCUUCUUCUUCUUCUUCUCUCUCUCUCUCUCUCACACUACUGUUAUCAUCUCAUUCCAACAAAACCCUAAUUUCACUCUUUUAAGGGAAAUUUGAAAACAGGAAGAAAAAAAUUUGAUCUUUCUUCUUUUGUGUUGUUGUGAAAAACUGUGAUUUUUGAAGGAUUAUUAUAGGAUUGGUAUAUAUGUCCUUCAAUCAAUCAAAAACCGAAAAGAACGACGCCGUUUAUCGAAAAUCUGGGCGAUCGUCUAGCUUUAAUCAGCAGAGAGGUCCCUCAGGUGCUUAUGGAAGGGGCAGCGGCGGGCCUGCACCGUCACUCUCCUCUAACAAGAGUUUUAACAAGAAGUCUAAUAAUGCACAAGGUGGGCAAUAUAGGGUAAACCCUUCCCCAGUGAAUUCAACAGACUCAAACAAUGCUCCUGCUGGUCGAGGCAUACAUAAUGGUACUCACGUGCAACCACAAUUGCAUGGAGCAUCUGAUGGGCCGGUUGCAAAGGCAUCUGAAUCAACAGCGCAGAGGAGCCCUAAAGUUGUUCCAAAUGCACCAACUUCUCAACCUCCCCCUGUUGUGAGCUCUGAUACAACCGCUCCUACAAGCCCUGCUAAGGGAGAUGCAUCAAAGGCGUUCCCUUUUCAGUUUGGAUCAAUUGUUCCUGGCUUUAUGAACGGAGUGGCAAUUCCUCCUCGUACAAGCUCAGCUCCUCCUAAUUUAGACGAACAGAAGCAUGCUCAGGCCCAUCAUGACUCUGUUAGAUCCGCUGUGCCUUCAGUGCCAAUACCUCCUGUUCCGAAGCAGCAGCAACCACCUAGGAAUGAUGCAGGUGUAACUGACAAAUCUAAUGCCAGGGAGACUCAUCUGGGGGCUAAGGCUAAAAAGGAUCCUCAGGUGCCAGUUUUGACCCCAGCAAGCCAGACACAGAAGCCUUCUGUUGUUCCCGUAACUGGGAUUUCAAUGUCAACACCAUUUCAGCAGCCACAGGCACCUUUACAGUUUGGUGGUCCUAAUCCACAGAUUCAAUCUCAGGGGAUGCCCUCGACACCCCUCCAUAUUCCUCUACCAAUGCCUAUACCAAUUGGAAAUGUUCCACAAGUGCAACAGCCGGUUUUUGUUCCAGGUCUUCAGCAUCAUCCAAUGCACCCUCAUGGGAUCAUGCAUUCAGGCCAUAACAUAAGUUUCACUCAUCAAAUGGGUCAUCAGUUGCCUCAUCAAUUGGGCAACAUGGGCAUUGGCAUGGGCCCUCAAUAUCCCCAGCAGCAAGGUGGAAAAUUUACUGGUCCUCGAAAAACUACUCCCGUCAAGAUAACUCAUCCUGAUACACAUGAAGAACUGAGGCUUGAUAAAAGGACAGAUGGAUAUUCAGAUGGUGGGUCAUCUGGUGCUAGGUCGCAUCCUAAUGUACCUUCUCAAUCUCAACCUGUUAAAUCCAUUGCCACUUCUCAGCCUACGAAUUAUUAUCCUUCCAGCUCAUAUGGUUCCAAUUCUCCUUAUUAUCAACCUAAUUCUCUUCCAUUAACAAGUAGCCAGAUAACUCCCAAUGCUCAGCCACCAAUAUUUAAUUAUCCUGUGAACAAUGGUCCACAAAAUGUGGCUUUCAUGAAUUCGCCGUCUCUUAAUUCUCAGCCUGUUAAUAAAGUCAGCACUCCUAUUCCUCGCAUUGCUGAACCCCCCACUGUAGAACGUUCUCGUGAAGUACCUAAUGUGAUAUCAUCAGCUCCAACGGGGGUGGCUUCUGUGACUAUUAAACCAAGUGGUGUGUCGGCUGUUGCGGAGUCAUCAUUGACUAAUUCUAGUAUAUGUGGUGUUCAAAAUAACGAGACUCCCAGUUCAGCAGCAUCUUGCGAUACUAGCUCCCCUUUACCACAAAAAGGAUCUGAAACAUUCUCGGAAAUCUCUACAGGAAAAUCUAAAUCUUCUGAGGAUUCUUCAGUUUUGAGUUCGUUGCCAAAACAAGCUGCUGCAUCUGUUGUCGGUGCCGAGAAGCUUACGAUGCCACCUUCUUCAGCAGUCACUGUGGAUUCUGUUUCAGUUGUGACUAAUAAUGAAGCCAGCAUGAGGGAACCUAUUAGCGGGUCCAACUCUUUAAAGGAUAACCAGAAGAAACCUGGGAAACAAGGUCAAUCAUCUCAAGAUCAGGACUCUGUGCAAUCUCCUCGAGCGGCGAAUGUGACGUCUGGAGCUGUUGAAAGUGGUAUAUCGGAUACUAAGGUUUCCACACCUGUAGGAAGUGAAACAAACCAUUCUUCUGCAGAUCUUCCCAUAUCUGAAGGAUCUAUUGCUAAAGCGGCUGAUAGUUUGAGCGAUCAUAAGCAUGAUAAGAUAGAUGAAUCAUCUGAAGAUCUGCAGUCUGCUGAUGUACCAGAAACAACAAAGGAAAUUAAUGACAGUGCAGAGAAUGCUUGCAGCGACUCAAUGUCUCUUUCAGCGUCAGGUAUCAAGGAUAGACCAAAUUUAGAAGCAAAUAAAGCAAAAGUUACAUCUAAAGGGAAGAAGAAAAGAAAAGAGAUUCUCCAGAAAGCAGAUGCUGCCGGGUCAACUUAUGAUCUUUAUAAUGCAUACAAAGGACCUGAGGAAAAGAAAGAAACUGUGUUAAUUUCAGAGAGCACAGAAAAUGAAUCUACAUCUGAAGGUUUAAAGCAGUUAUCUCCAGAUUCUGCUCAGUUAGAUUCUCCUGCAAGUGAGAAAUGUGGUCACAAUAAAGCCGAACCUGAUGACUGGGAGGAUGCAGCUGACAUGUCUACACCAAAACUUGGAGUUGAUGUUAAAUCUCAGCAGGUUAUUGAUGGAAUUGGAAGUACCGCAAAAAAGUACUCACGCGAUUUUCUUUUGAAAUUCGCAGAGCAAUGCAUUACUCUUCCUGAAGGUUUUGAAAUUACGGCAGACAUUGCUGACCCUUUGAUGAGUUUCAAUAAUUCUCGUGAUUCACAUCCUAGUCCUGGCAGAACUGACAGGUCAAGGAUGGAACGCCGUGGGAAUGUUGUGGCUGAGGAAGAUAGAUGGAAUAAAGGUGCCAAUGCUUUUCAUUCUGGGCGUGGUUUGGAUGGUAUUGGUAGUAAUAGCGGUCGGCACGGUCAAGGAAGAAAUUUUGGUGUUUUAAGAAAUCCAGGUGGACAGGUAUCCCCUCAGAUGGCUGGGGGUAUCCUUUCUGGACCAAUGCAAUCUGGGGGAAAUCAGGGUGGAAUGCAAAGAAAUAGCCCUGACGGGGAGAGGUGGCAGCGUUCUACUAGCUUCCAGCAGAGGGGUUUAAUUCCCUCACCUCAGUCUCCCUUACAGAUGAUGCACAGGGCCGAGAAAAAGUAUGAAGUAGGUAAAGUCUCAGAUGCGGAAGAGGCAAAGCAGAGGCAGCUGAAGGCUAUCUUGAACAAACUAACUCCUCAGAAUUUUGAUAGACUUUUUGAACAGGUAAAAGCAGUUAAUAUUGACAAUGCAGUCACUCUCACUGGUGUCAUCUCACAAAUCUUCGAGAAGGCUCUGAUGGAGCCUACCUUCUGUGAAAUGUAUGCCAACUUCUGCUCCCAUCUGGCUACUGAGUUGCCUGAUUUGAGUGUGGACAAUGAAAAGAUAACUUUCAAAAGGUUAUUAUUAAACAAAUGCCAGGAGGAAUUUGAGAGGGGUGAAAGAGAACAAGAAGAGGCAAAUAAGGCUGAUGAGGGUGAGGUGAAGCUAUCAAAUGAAGAAAGGGAGCUGAGAAGAACCAAGGCAAGAAGGCGCAUGUUAGGAAACAUAAGAUUGAUUGGAGAACUAUAUAAGAAGAAAAUGUUGACAGAGAGGAUAAUGCACGAGUGUAUCAAGAAGUUACUAGGUCAGUGUCAGGAUCCCGACGAGGAAGAUGUUGAAGCUUUGUGCAAGCUCAUGAGUACUAUUGGGGAGAUGAUUGAUCAUCCCAAAGCGAAGGAACAUAUGGAUGUAUAUUUUGAAAGGCUGAGAGUAUUAUCAAACAACAUGAAUUUAUCUUCUAGGGUGAGGUUUAUGUUGAAGGAUGUAAUUGAUUUGAGAAGGAAUAGAUGGCAGCAAAGGAGAAAAGUCGAUGGUCCAAAGAAGAUUGAGGAGGUACACAGGGAUGCUGUGCAAGAGAGGCAGGCUCAAGCUCAAGUUGGUAGGAUGGGUCGUGGUAUGGGAAACAAUCAAUCUGCAAGAAGGAUGGAUUUUGGUGCUAGAGGAUCAUCUAUGUUGUCUCCUCCUGCUCAGAUGGGUGGACCGCGUGGGCUGCCUACACAAGCACGGGGAUAUGGUUUACAGGAUGCUCGUUUUGAAGAAAGGCAAUCUUAUGAGCCUAGGCCCUUGUCAGUUAAUUUCCCUCAAAGACCCUUGGGUAAUGAUUCUAUAACAUUGGUACCCCAAGGUGGUCUUGCUAGGGGAAUGUCCAUUAGAGGAUCAACAGCUUCUCAUUUGUCAAUACCUGAUGUGCAUUCUAGCCACGGAGACCCUCACAGAAUGGCAGGAGGUAUUAAUGGUUAUAGUAAUUCAUCUGAGCGCACACCGUACGGCUCAAGGGAGGAUCUUGCAUCAAGAUAUAUUUCAGACAGAUCUUCAAGUCUAGCUGGAUAUGAUCAUUCAAGUGCUCCAGGGCAUAAUAUAAACUAUGGUAACAGAGACUUAAGGAAUGAUGAUCGGAAUCUCGACAGGCCUGUUACAACUCCACCUCACACUCAGUUGCAAGGGCCAAUUGUCUCCCAAAAUGCUUCUUCAGAGAAUGCUUGGCCAGAGGAACAACUACGGAACAUGUCCUUGUCAACAAUCAGAGAAUACUACAGUGCUAGAGAUGUAAAUGAAGUUGCUCAAUGCAUCAGAGAUUUGAACUCUCCAGCCUUUCACCCUUCCAUGGUUUCUGUAUGGGUCUUGGACUCAUAUGAGAGAAAGGACACUGAAAGAGAUCUUUUAGCCAAACUGCUUGUCAAACUUGGGAAAUCUCAGGAUGGCCUAUUAAGUCAAACUCAGCUUAACGAAGGGUUCGUGAAAGUUCUCAGUAAUUUGGAGGAUGAUGUUAAUGAUGCCCCUAAGGCACCAGAGUUUCUUGGCCGUAUUUUUGCAGAACUUAUAAUAGAGAGUAUAGUCAGUUUGAAUGAGAUUGGCCAAGUAAUACAUGAUGGUGGAGACCCGCCAGGCAGUCUCUUAGAAGUUGGACUUGCAGCUGACGUCCUCGGAAGCACCUUGGAGGCAAUAAAACAUGAGAAAGGCGACACUGUUCUAAGUGAGAUUCAAACAGGCUCAAACUUGCGGUUGGAGACUUUCCGACCACCUAAUACUUCUACUACAUCAAGGAAGUUGGAGAAGUUUAUUUAGAUGAUAGUUAUGCUCAAUGUAUGCUUUUUACAUACAUAUAAGGGGAAAUGAUUUUGGGUUAGACUCAACUUGCGGAGAUGAUUUUCUCAGUGAGAUGGGUGGGUAGAAUGAUAUAUAUUAUGGUAUCUUUUGUCUUAAUUGUUAUUUCUCCUAUAUCUUCACUGCAAUUGUAAAAGGCUCAAUUAAUCGUCAGAAUUUUUUAGGCUCAA
Molecule: messenger RNA, 5710 nt
Organism: Trifolium pratense (red clover)
Lineage: Eukaryota; Viridiplantae; Streptophyta; Magnoliopsida; Fabales; Fabaceae
Product: eukaryotic translation initiation factor 4G-like
Exons: 11
Coding region: 405-5501 (1698 amino acids)
Cellular component (GO): eukaryotic translation initiation factor 4F complex
Molecular function (GO): translation initiation factor activity; protein binding; mRNA binding
Source: RefSeq, a predicted model, not a curated record